Messenger RNA from Elaeis guineensis (African oil palm), 958 nucleotides. RefSeq lists its product as uncharacterized. Gene Ontology annotation, cellular component: nucleus. The record is from RefSeq and is a predicted model, not a curated record. Lineage: Eukaryota; Viridiplantae; Streptophyta; Magnoliopsida; Arecales; Arecaceae. Gene Ontology annotation, biological process: regulation of DNA endoreduplication.
GGUGCGGCAACUGGCAAACUUUUCUACCUGCCUUCUUAUUCUUCCUCAUGUGUCGCUUCCUCUGUUUGCUUGUGGCUUCUGACCUCCCUUUUUAACUCUACCUUCUUCUUUAUUUUCUUUUUGAGAGACUCUCCUUUCUCUAUCCUCUCCUCCUCCUCGUUACACUUGUCCCUCUCCAUUCCACGUCCUCCGAGUUCGACCAGAUUUGCUAUUUGAGCAUGUCUAGUGUAAAGCUAGUUGUCUCCGAGGACUCCAAACCCUUCCAAAUGGACUCCCUUCAAAUUCUAUAUCGGAAUUCACACACCCCAUCCAUAGAAGUAGAGGAGGAUAAUAACAACAAGAGAAUAGAAAUAAUGGAAGUCAAAGGAGAAGAGAGGAGUCCUGCCCCUCCUCCUCCUUCCUCCUGUUCUUCUUGUUCCUCGGACGAUGUUGGACUCCAAGAAGAGGAAGAAGAGAAAGAGAAAGAUCAAGGUAAGGAUGCUGGUGACUUUGGUGAAGAUGAAGGUUAUCACACACCGACAUCUCCAAGGAAUAGAAUUCCGGAGAUUUGCAGGUGCCCACCGGCGCCGAGGAAGCCCCCAACUGUGCUGUACGUGAAGAGGAAGGUGAGGGCCAGUCAGGCUGGACAACUAGUUGAUGUAGGGCGUGAGAUUGGAUCCACCUGGAGUGCAGAGCUUGCUGAUGCCGGCCCAAGGACUAAGAAGCCUAGGAGGGAAGCCACCAAUGCCUGAUGAUGCCAUGGUGCAUUCAUAAGCUAUAUAUAAACAUACAUGAUCUAUUUGCUUUUGAUUUUUUCCCCCCACAUCUUGAAUGAUGUAUGAUUAAGUUGUUUUGGGAUCCUUCAAACAUGAGCACAUAGAAGUAGUUUUUUUUGGUUGGCGCGUGUUUUCGGCUUUGUUUUGGAUGUUCUUUCUCCUCGUCAUGAAGCUUUUAUAUGUGUCUCUUAUUUCGAGGUAUA